AUGGUCCUGGCCCUCUUCCAUUGGACGGGGCUGCGGCUGCUGUUCGCAUUAUACCCGAAGUUGUGGCAGCCAGAGGGGCCCCAGAAUUCGAGGAACCCUGUGGCCCCGUGUGAACCUGGGCGGAGCAGAAACAGGCGAGGAUUGGGUGAUUGGGCUCGAGUGCUCUGGCUUUAUACCUCCCUCUCCAACAUCUGGACACUGGUGCAGUGCAUCCACCAAUUGCAAGCUGAGCAAGUGCAGGCCUUCUGCAAGCUGGAGGAAGGCCACAGCCAGAACCUGAGCAGCGUCCCAACAUACGACUUCGUGCGUUACUGGAGCACAGUGCAAGUGACCCAGGCCUUCGCCGCUUCAUGGGAGGUGCGGGUGAAGGCCGAGCUGGCCAGCCCCAGAGCACAGAGGCUGCUCAUGUGCCAUGUGUGCAGCCUACAGCUGCUGUAGCAGACCCUCACCACCUGCCGCUUCCCGCUACUCCAAAGCCUAAUCUCUCCCACUGUGGCCUACUGGGCCUACUCUGCACCCUCAAGCAAAGGGUUCCAAGGCCCCGUUGGCCCCACCCCUUCACUGCUUUUCUGGUGUCUCUUCUCUGAUAUGGAGGGGAAGGGAGUAGCCUUUGCCUGCUGUGAUAUCCUCCUUGCUGCCCCUCCUACCCUGCCCCUGCACCAGGUGGCCCUGCUGCAAUCACGGGGGGCACCAGAGCUGACAGGGCAAGAGGACACCCUACAGCUGCACUGGCUGAUGAUGAAGGUAAUUAAAACCAUGGAAGCUGUCAGCAAGGUUCUCUAGGACCUCAGGUUUGAUGCAGAAUUUGCUGAGGGAUGGUGACUCCCCAGGGACCAGCUGAGGUCAGACAUGGGAAAGAGGUUGGGCACCCAGCUUUAACGGCUAGCUGGCUGGGGUUGAGCCCCACUGGGCUGUUAACCCUCCUUGAGGUCACCACACCUCACACAAAUAAAGAACCCUUCACC
Phyllostomus discolor (pale spear-nosed bat) is the source of this 965-nucleotide messenger RNA. It is a transcript of the gene REX1BD, whose product is annotated as required for excision 1-B domain containing. NCBI's taxonomy places the organism in Eukaryota, Metazoa, Chordata, Mammalia, Chiroptera, Phyllostomidae. The record is from RefSeq and is a predicted model, not a curated record.